AUUUCAAUAUCCCGCCCAUACAUUUUCCCCCAAUCCAUAUUCCCGCCAAAAUCCCUCCAUCACAUUUCACAAAUCUCCUAAUCCCAUUCUCAAAUCACACGCACUCCCAAACCCAAGAUCUAACAAAUUCAAAACCCUAAGAUCGGAGAAAUGGAAACCAACGGUGGUGCAGCACCUACCGGGUGUUACAAGUGCGGCCGUCCGGGACACUGGUCACGUGACUGUCCAUCAAACCCUAACCCUAACCCUAACAACGAUACGUUUAGUAACAAACCUGCUGCAACUUCUCAUCCUUUUAAAUCAAGCGGCGGUACAUCAUUUUCAUCUCAAAAGCAGCCAGUCGAAAAGCCGAAAAAGGUUCCGAAAACCAGACCUAAACUUACUCCUGACCUGCUUCUUUCCGAUGACGGUCUCGGCUUCGUUCUUCGGCAUUUUCCAAAGGCUUUCAAGUUCCGUGGCCGUGGUCACGAGACAAGUGAUCUGGGGCAUUUACUAAGCUUGUAUUCAGAAUGGCACUCACAUCUGAUUCCCUACUACUCGUUCAACCAGUUUGUUCACAAGGUAGAACAAGUUGGCGGCUCAAAACGUGUCAAGCUAUGCAUAAAUGAUCUUAGAGAAAAAGUUGCAAAUGGGGGAGACCCAACCGAGCUACUUCAAACACCCCAGCCACAUGAAAACACAAAUCAUGAACAAGAUGCUAACGACAUAGAGGAACCGAACGUUCAACAUGAAGAUACCAUGCCAAAUAAUGGCACAGAUGAUUUCCAACACAAUAUCUUUCAGGAAAUCUAUGAAAACAUUACUGAUGAACCAUCUAGACCAUUGAAUGAUGAGGCUACCGUUGCUGAUACUUCUACGCAAAAAGAAUUGCCUAGUCAGACAACAAAUUCUCACAAUAUUGAAUUGUCGGAAGAACUAAAAGCCCGCAUAGAAGCCAACAGAUUAAAGGCACUGGAGAGAGCUGCUGCUCGUAAACGGGCUUCGGAAACUCAGCCAUUGUAACUUUCCAAUCGGUGUAAUUGUGGUGCUUGUCGUUUUUCCAUUUCUAUAUUGUUCUGUAUCAGCUGUUAGUAUCAAGAUGUCACUUCAUAAUCAUGAGAAUAUAAAGUUUUUACCCACCUAUCCUUUGUUCGAACUUGACAAAAGAAAUUGGUAAUGUUUUUAUGGA
This is a messenger RNA of Erigeron canadensis, 1168 nucleotides long. RefSeq names its product TIMELESS-interacting protein. The record is from RefSeq and is a predicted model, not a curated record. Gene Ontology annotation, biological process: replication fork processing; DNA damage response; DNA replication checkpoint signaling. Gene Ontology annotation, cellular component: nucleus; replication fork protection complex. NCBI's taxonomy places the organism in Eukaryota, Viridiplantae, Streptophyta, Magnoliopsida, Asterales, Asteraceae. Gene Ontology annotation, molecular function: zinc ion binding; DNA binding. The transcript has 5 exons. The coding region runs from base 151 to 1002 and encodes 283 amino acids.